GCGUCCGCCGCGUCCCGGGCGGGCAUGGGGCGGCCAGGCUGAGCGCCGCACCCCGCCGCCGAGACCAGCCAGCCCAAGCCACCAUCCCUCUGGCUGCGGCCCCGGCGCGCACGGGCGAUGGGGAAGGCGACGGCCGGCGCCGCGGGGCUGCGGUUGCUGCUGUUGCUGCCGCUACUCGGCGAAGCCCCCCUGGGACUCUACUUCUCAAGGGAUGCUUACUGGGAGAAGCUGUACGUGGACCAGCCGGCCGGCACGCCCCUGCUCUACGUCCACGCGCUGCGUGACGUCCCAGAGGAGGUGCCCAGUUUCCACCUGGGCCAGCACCUCUACGGCACCUACCGCACACGACUGCAUGAGAAUGACUGGAUCCGCAUCCAAGAGGACACGGGUCUCCUCUACCUUAACCGGAGCCUGGACCACGGCUCCUGGGAGAAGCUCAGCGUCCGCAACGGUGGCUUCCCCCUGCUCACAGUCUACCUCCAGGUCUUCCUGUCACCCGCGUCCCAGCGGGAGGGCGAGUGCCAGUGGCCGGGCUGUGCCCGUGUGUACUUCUCCUUCAUCAACACCUCCUUCCCAGCCUGUGGCUCCCUCAAACCCCGGGAGCUCUGCUUCCCUGAGACAGGCCUCUCCUUCCGCAUUCGGGAGAACAGGCCUCCUGGCACCUUCCACCAGUUCCGCCUGCUGCCCAUGCAGUUCCUCUGCCCCAACGUCAGCGUGGCCUACAGGCUGCUGGGAGGUGAGAGUCUGCCCUUCCGCUGCGCCCCGGACAGCCUGGAAGUGAGCACGCGCUGGGCCCUGGACCGCGAGCGGCGGGAGAAGUACGAGCUGGUGGCCGAAUGCACGGUGCGCAUCGGCGCGCGUGAGGAGGAGGUGAUGGUGCCCUUCCCCGUGACCGUGUACGACGAGGACGACUCGGCGCCCACCUUCCUUGAGGGCAUCGACACCGCUAGCGCCGUGGUGGAGUUCAAGCGAAAGGAGGGCACUGUGGUGGCCACGCUACGUGUCUUCGAUGCGGAUGUGGUGCCAGCAUCCGCGGAGCUCCUGAGGCGGUACACAAGCAUGCUGCUUCCUGGAGACGCCUGGGCCCUCCAGACCUUCCGUGUAGAGCACUCACCCAAUGAGACCCUGGUCCAGGCCAACGGCAGCUUUGUGCGGGCUACCGUGCAUGACUACAGGCUGGUUCUCAACAGGAGCCUCCCCAUCUCGGAGAGCCGCGAGCUGCAGCUGGCCGUGCUGGUCAACGACUCGGACUUCCAGGGCCCGGGGGAGGGCGUCCUCCUCCUCCACUUCAAUGUGUCUGUGCUUCCCGUCAGCCUGCACUUGCCCAGCGCUUACUCCUUCACCGUGAGCAGGCGGGCCCGCCGCUUUGCCCAGAUUGGGAAAGUCUGUGUGGAGAACUGCCAGGAGUUCAGCGGCAUCCACGUGCAGUAUAAGCUGCAGCUCUCCAGCGCCAACUGCAGUGCCCUGGGGGUGGUCACCUCGGCCGAGGACACCUCGGGGACCCUGUUCGUGAAUGACACGGAGGCCCUACGGCGGCCCGAGUGUACCCAGCUCCAGUACACAGUGGUCGCCGCUGACCGGCCGACCCGCAGGCAGGCCCAGGCCCCACUGCUUGUCACCGUGGAGGGGACGUACAUGGCUGAGGAGCCAGGCUGUCCCCUGUCCUGCGCAGUCAGCAAGAGGCGACCGGAGUGUGAGGAGUGUGGUGGCCUGGGCGCUCUGAUGGGCAGGUGCGAGUGGAGACAGGGAGACGGCAAAGGGAUCACCAGGAACUUCUCCACCUGCUCCCCCAGCAUCAGGACCUGCCCUGACGGCCACUGUGACGCUGUGGAGAGCAGAGAUGCCAACAUCUGCCCCCAGGACUGCCUCCGGGGCGGCAGCAUCAUUGGUGGGCACGAGCCAGGGGAGCGCCGGGGGAUUAAAGCCGGCUUUGGCAUCUGCAACUGCUUCCCCGAGGAGAAGAAGUGUUUCUGCGAGCCCGAAGACAGCCAGGCCCUGCUGUGUGACGAGCUGUGCCGCACGGUGAUCGCGGCUGCCGUGCUCUUCUCCUUCAUCGUCUCCGUGCUGCUCUCCACCUUCUGCAUCCACCGCUACCACAAGAACGCCCACAAGCCGCCCAUUGCCUCUGCCGAGAUGACCUUCCGCCGACCCGCCCAGGCCUUCCCGGUCAGCUACUCCUCGUCUGGUGCCCGCCGGCCCUCGCUGGACUCCAUGGAGAACCAAGUUUCUGUGGACGCCUUCAAGAUCCCGGAGGAUCCAAAGUGGGAAUUUCCUCGGAAGAACUUGGUUCUUGGAAAAACUCUUGGAGAAGGUGAAUUUGGAAAAGUGGUUGAGGCAACGGCCUUCCGGCUGAAAGGCAAAGCUGGGUACACGACCGUGGCUGUGAAGAUGCUGAAAGAGAAUGCCUCCCCAAGCGAGCUGCGGGACCUGCUGUCCGAGUUCAACCUCCUGAAGCAGGUCAACCACCCGCAGGUCAUCAAGCUGUACGGGGCCUGCAGCCAGGAUGGGCCGCUGCUCCUCAUCGUGGAGUACGCCAAGUACGGCUCCCUGCGGGGCUUCCUCCGGGAGAGCCGCAAGGCAGGGCCCGGCUACGUGGGCAGUGGAGGCAGCCGCAACUCCAGCUACCUGGACAACCCCGAGGAGCGGGCCCUGACCAUGGGCGACCUCAUUUCCUUCGCGUGGCAGAUCUCUCGAGGGAUGCAGUACCUGGCCGAGAUGAAACUUGUCCAUCGGGACUUGGCAGCCAGAAAUGUCCUAGUAGCUGAGGGGCGGAAGAUGAAGAUUUCAGAUUUUGGCCUGUCCCGAGAUGUUUAUGAGGAGGAUUCCUAUGUGAAGAGGAGCAAGGGUCGGAUUCCAGUCAAAUGGAUGGCAAUUGAGUCCCUUUUCGAUCAUAUCUACACCACCCAAAGUGAUGUGUGGUCCUUUGGUGUCUUGCUGUGGGAGAUUGUGACCCUGGGGGGCAACCCUUACCCUGGGAUCCCUCCGGAGCGGCUCUUCAACCUCCUGAAGACAGGCUACCGGAUGGAGAGGCCGGACAACUGCAGCGAGGAGAUGUACGGUCUGAUGCUGCAGUGCUGGAAGCAGGAGCCGGACAAGAGGCCGGUGUUUGCCGACAUCAGUAAAGACCUGGAGAAGAUGAUGGUUAAGAGCAGAGACUACUUGGAUCUGGCCGCAUCCACCCCAUCUGACUCCUUGCUCUACGACGACGGCCUCUCGGAGGAGGAGACGCCCCUGGUGGACUGUAAUAAUGCUCCCCUCCCUCGCACCCUCCCCUCCACGUGGAUUGAAAACAAACUCUAUGGCAUGUCAGACCCGAACUGGCCUGAAGAGAGUCCUGUACCACCCACGAGAGCCGAUGGCACUAACACUGGGUGUCCGAGAUAUGCAAAUGAUAGUGUAUAUGCUAACUGGAUGAUUUCACCCUCAGCGGCACAGUUAAUGGACGCGUUUGAUAGUUAACAUUUCUUUGUGAAAGGUAAUGGACUCACAAGGGGAAAACAUGCCAAGAACAGAAAGUCUGCCGGCCCCUAGCAGACGUAGCGCCCUGGACGAGAGUUCUGAGUCCAGCGAUCAGGGACUCCUUUCUCUUCAGCCCUCGGCAGUGCCCAGUGUUGGUCUGUGUUCAUCAGUGACCACCAUACACUGUGUGCUCACACAUGUGGGUCCCUGACUCACUACCUGAACUGUUUAAUUUUUCUGGUUGCCAGCAAUCAAGGCAACAAGAUUUAAACAUGAAGCACACACACACAAGGCAGCAGGAAAAAAACUGGCCAAAGCGACAGAAUGACAGCCCAGCAAGGCCUCAUAGUGGUGUCAGAGCCCUGCCGGGGCUGGAGGGGAAGAGGGGACUGCACGACAGGCCUUGGCUCAGCAUUUGAGAUCCUAGGAACGGUUUUUUAAAAUCACAUAACCUUUUCUUAGGAAGACAUUUGAUUUCUAUCAUGAUUAAGAUAAUUCUUCGAUUUAGCACAAUGGAGAGAUCGGAUGCCAUAUUUGCUAGUAGAUCGGCGGUGUGAGGGGAGAGGGCCCCAAGUCACAUUUGUCCCCUUCACUGAGUGAACAGGUGAGAACAGCGCAAAGAAAAGGGGCGUUUGAGUGGAGUGGCCUCCAGUCCGAGGAUUGUUGACAGCAGAGACUCAGCUGCUGUGACCCCCACCCCCGCCUGCCUUUGGUACACCACACACGUCCAGCGCCAAAAGGUGGUGGCUCAUCUCACACACUGGGAGAGGGUGGAGCUAGUGCUCAGUUUAAAGGGGCAGUUCAGCUAGUUAUGUUAGAAGUAGCAUUGACAAUGACCAAAGAUUGCUACACCUCUGAUUUACAAUUCUGAUGUGGAAAAGACAAUGUUUUGGCUCUUAUAGAGCUUGUGUGAAAAGGUCCAUGUAUCCGCUCUUCCUGUGUCUGUAACUUAAUGCUGCUAUAGCAAGACGUUUUUGUUUCUUAGAGUCUGACCAUGAC
Molecule: messenger RNA, 4458 nt
Organism: Diceros bicornis minor
Lineage: Eukaryota; Metazoa; Chordata; Mammalia; Perissodactyla; Rhinocerotidae
Gene: RET
Product: ret proto-oncogene
Exons: 20
Coding region: 118-3459 (1113 amino acids)
Biological process (GO): homophilic cell-cell adhesion; multicellular organism development; positive regulation of kinase activity
Cellular component (GO): signaling receptor complex; membrane; axon
Molecular function (GO): transmembrane receptor protein tyrosine kinase activity; calcium ion binding; ATP binding
Source: RefSeq, a predicted model, not a curated record